AUGACAAGAGAGAGUUAUAGGAAAAAGAUUGAAGAAGGAAUCAAUAAUGGUGAAAUUAGUACUGGAACAGGGUUGAAUCAAGAGGUGUCUCUUAAUAGACCAGGGAAUACCCGCUGGAAUUUGCAUUAUAAUACUCUAUUGCGUUUGAUUGAGCUAUUCUCAUGUAUUGCCGAAGUGCUUGAAUACAUUGAGAUUGAAGGUGCAGAAGACUUGAAAAGAAGUCAAGCAUGUGGUCUCCUCAAGACUAACGGAAACUUGUCCAUGGUGCUACAAAGAAGAGAUCAAGAUAUUUUAAAUGCUAUGGAUUUGGUAAACUCAACUAAAAGACAGCUUCAAAAGUUUAGAGAUGAUGGUUGGAAUUCUCUCAUGAAUAGAGUUUCUUCUUUUUGUGAGGAACAUGAUAUUGAAAAGGUUGACAUGGAGAAAGAUUUUGUUGACUCAAGAAGACCAAGAAAUAAAAAAACAGGAGUUUCAAAUAUGCAUCACUACAAGGUCAAUUGCCUAUUUGCUGUUUUGGAUUUGCAGCUCCAGGAGUUCAACGAUCGUUUUAAUGAGGUGAACACUGAAUUGCUUAUUUGUGCUUCUUCUUUAUCUCCCAUUGAUUCGUUCACUGAGUUUGACCACUCAAAGUUUAUGAGGUUAUCUAAGUUCUAUCCAGACGAUUUUACUCAUGGGGAGUACAUAUCUCUUGAACAAGAAUUAGAUAUCUACAUUGAUAAUGUUCGAAAUGAUGAAAGAUUUACUCAUUUGAAGUGUCUUGGAGAACUUGCUCGUAUGUUGGUGGAAACUCGAAAAAACAUGUCACAUCCUUUGGUGUAUAGGCUGUUGAAGUUGGUUUUGAUUUUGCAUGUUGCUACUGCAACUGUUGAGAGAUGUUUUUCAGCGAUGAAGAUUGUGAAGAGUCAUCGACGCAAUCGGAUUGGAGAUCAAUUUUUGAAUGAUUGUUUAGUUUGUUUCAUCGAAAAAGUUGUAUUUUUAUCUAUUACAAAUGAAACUGUGAUGAAGAGAUUUCAGGAUAUGAAAACUCGUAGAGUGGUUUUGUAA
This is a messenger RNA of Camelina sativa (false flax), 1044 nucleotides long. NCBI's taxonomy places the organism in Eukaryota, Viridiplantae, Streptophyta, Magnoliopsida, Brassicales, Brassicaceae. The record is from RefSeq and is a predicted model, not a curated record.